Mya arenaria is the source of this 3890-nucleotide messenger RNA. RefSeq lists its product as uncharacterized. Gene Ontology annotation, biological process: microtubule anchoring. The transcript has 8 exons. NCBI's taxonomy places the organism in Eukaryota, Metazoa, Mollusca, Bivalvia, Myida, Myidae. Bases 299 to 1822 code for a protein of 507 amino acids. Gene Ontology annotation, cellular component: cytoskeleton. The record is from RefSeq and is a predicted model, not a curated record. Gene Ontology annotation, molecular function: microtubule binding.
GCUCGUUGCUACAACGUCGUCAAGCACCGACUACCGGUUUAAGCCCUGGUUACUUCAAUGUGCGAACUUUUGCACAAAUAAUUCUUGUUUGCUUUUCUAUUGUGAUACACAAAUAUUACGGGUGUUAUUGUCGGAACGGUAGUGGAAACACACGACGAGUCAAAGGAUUCCAAAAUAAAUCAAUCUCGGAGAAAAUUAUAGUGUAAUUAAAAACAGACGGAAUAGUACAAUGCUUUAAUAUAUCGCUACUGUUUUAAAAUAAUAUUGAAUAGUGAGAGGGCUUAAAGUGACAUCAAAAAUGGCAACACCAAGUAGGGAGGCAGCUAUUUUAGCUGAAAAGUUCCCAGACAAUAUCUCAAUUAGUGAUCUCUGCGAUUGUGGAAAUCCACGAUGUUUCGCGCAGCAGGGACGACGCCACAAAAGGCGGAAGGAGCAGAUGCCAAAACCUCGGCGUCUUCGGUCCUACCCCGACGUAUCCGACUACCGGGACACGUUUAAACACGCCAAAGACGUCCGGCCCCGAUCCAGCAAGCGCCCGCCCCCCUCUCCGCGCAACCCCAACCCCCCGGCUAUGACCUUCUCCACCAAUCAAAGAGAUGACUUUAAGGCCCCCAAAGAAGUUGGACGUCCACCAGACUUUGCACCGAAAGAGCUCUACGAAGCGCCAUCCGUGCCAGUUGAGAAAGAUACGUAUUAUACACAGGAGUUCACUGCCAAACACGCGCUCCCGGAAAUAAGACGGUACGAGGCGCCGCGGGAGAACUUCCGGCGAACAAGCGCGAGGUUUGACGGACGGACGACCUACAAGGACCACCACAAGAGAUGGGUAGGGCAGAAACAAGUGGCGUUCGGCGAACUGCCUAGCUUCGUCGGCUCUAUUCUGUUCCCGUCGAAAGACAACACUGGUCAAAGCAUCACCCAGCAGUCGUUUACCGGGGAGUUCGCGAAACGUCCCGACGCCAUCCGCCUUGCCGAGUCCCACAUACAGAUGGAAGGCAACCACAUGAUGACGACGACCAACAUGGACACUUACAAAGACGUCAAGGGCGACCACCGUCCAUCCCAGAUCGUCCGACAAUCCGACCUUGGGCGCCACAAGCCGCGCGGGAAGUUCGCAGCCGAGACUCAGGCCAUGCAUGACUUUCCGGGCUACCACGGCGGCCAGCCCAAGCCGCCCAUGCCCGCCAGACCCGCACCAGACACGCUGGACCUCAAGUUUGAUAACAGCCGGAGUUUCGAGACGGAGCAGCGGAAGAUCUACCGUGGCCAUGACGUGCUGAAGAACCCGAAGCCGCUGGCGUGUAAACUGGAGGACAGCUAUGAGCCUCCGGGCACCGACCUUGACACUGAGACAAGCAACAAGCGAGAUUACAGGCCCAUAGAUCUAUCGCGGGCCUAUAUUGCACGUGCAGUGGUACCAACGCAGAAGGUCCAGAAAUCUGACGCCAAGUUUGACGACCACACAACGUCCAAAGAUUUCUUAAAGAACUGGGGCCCCACCACACGUGUAAGAUACGGCGAUUUCCACGAGAACCGACCCUACCUGCCACCCACUCAGAAGUUUGACGGCGAGAGCGUCGCGCAUACGUCAUUCACACCUAAAAAGUACGAGCCGACCAGGGACUACAAACCGGAAGAUAAACCAGUUAACCGCGAGGGUGAUUUUGACUUUAACACCGUCUCUCACAUGACCUAUCAAAAACCGGAAGUGAAGCCAUGCCGCGCGGCGAUGUAUUUGAUGCAGCAGGAACUUAAAAGACAGCGCGCAAGUCAACAAAGGGGAGCCGGGACCCCGACGGGCCUCGUCAUCUCCGCGAAUUAAACACUUAACCAUAUAUUGGCAAAUCUCAUAAAUAAGGAGAGGCGAUGGUCAGGGGGGAAGGCGUUUCAUCAAGAUUUCUAGGAGCGAGGUCGUACACAUUAAAGAGAGAGGAUUAUCAUAAAUGCUCUAUGCUGAACAUCGAAAUCGCUCCUAAGAGUUUUGAUAAAACAUUAUAAAAUAAUAAUUGCCUAAAUAUCGAGAUAACAAGAAUAACAAUCAGUUAUCAGUCAGUCGAUGAUUAAAUUGACUUCAUGAAUAAAAUUGAAAUACGUAUAUUUGAAUAGUUAUGAACGGUAUACAAACAUUCAUUUAUUUAUAAAUACAUGGGUGUGGUUUCCAUGGAACCAUAGGAGCGGUUUUGCGUCUAAGAAUAUUUUCAGAAGUGCAUGAAACUCAUGUACAUGUUCGAAGUACUAUUGAAAAUAGAUAAUAAUCGGUCCUAGAACUUUUAUAGAAAGAACCCCUGGUAUAUACAUUUAACACAAGAUUUCACAAACAUGGGACCGAUUGUUCAGAACUUCGUUAUUGUUAACAACGUUGUGAACAGCUUCGUUGUUAACUUUAAAAGGUGAAAUAUUGUAUUUCAUGAUCAUUUGAAGUUAACAAAAACUACGUUAACAAAGUUGUUGAUUUUAACAAAAAUCUGAAAACUCGGCCCAAUGUUAGCAUAUAACAGCACAUGUGCAAAACGUUUGUAUAGAUGGAAAUGCUGCUGUAUAGUUUCAAAUGUUGAGUUGUUGAUUUUGAUUGCAAGUAUUUUUGAAGGCUGUUUCAUUUUGAGUUGAUCUUAUUUUCAUUGCUCUGAUCUUGUUUUUUUAUUAUAUUUAUAUAUGUAUUCUAUUAAUGUAACUGUGAUUGGCAUCGCCUGUGAUAAAAACACAUAGGCGGCAGUAACGAUCGGGGAAUGGUGAAAAUAUUAUCAUAUACAAACACUAUAAUCGUCUUCCCUGACCGAAACUGUCGCCUAUGGUAAUACAUGUUUAGAGAUUAAAAAGGGUUGCACAGUAGAUGCAGGGUAACACACAAAGAAAACAGAAAUGAAAAUCCGGGUAUUAAUUCACCAUACAGUAUUGCUAAAGAAACUAGAUUGUUCUGAUUAUUAAUAUCUUUUGCAAGUUUCUUUGAGAUUUCGUGUAAUUUGCCAGUUUCUAUGGAUGUUGAUAUAUUUUGCAAUGCGUAGUGGUGUCUAUAGAUUUGUGUGUUGUUUCUAGUUAAAUAGUUUAGAAUUGUGUCUUCAUCUCUUUUUAUAUAAAUAUUUCAUGUAUAAAUCCGAAAUAAGAGAAAUAACAACAAUAUGUACUUUGGUAUGAUUUAUAUGAUUAUAUUUAUACAAAAGUCUCCAGCCCUUAAAUCGUCUAAGUUUACUUUUUGUUUCAAUGUAGGAGAGAAAAAGUAAUAUAUAACACCAAAACUCACGAUUUUAACUAGAAAUUGUUACAAUUUUCGUCGGGAAGUACACCUAAAGUUCUUCCCAACUUUUUAAUCCAAAUAAAUUUCGAUUUUGAGGGUUUGGCGCAAGUCAGAAAAUUACGCCCAAAUCCUGAUACAUCUACGUACUGACUAAAAUAGUACUGAUAAGCCAAGUUACACUUAAAUCCUUGUAUUAUACAAUAUUCUAUGUAAAGAUUGUGAUUGGUCAAAUUGGUUUGAAAUAUAUUUCAAAAAUUUGAAAAUCUUGCUGCGGUGCUGAUUGGACGAGAAACACAGAAAGGGGCGGAGUUAACUAAAUGUUAUUCAAACGUGUUUGAGAUGCUCAUUGGAUGAAAAGCACAGAAGGGGCGGAGUGUGCUAUAUUUAAAGUGUGUAGUUGUUCGAAUGUGUUUGUAUGUAACUGUAAUUUAUACAUGUUCAUUGUUGUAUUGUCUCAUUUAGUUGGCAGAUAACCUUACACACAUUUAACAACCUAAUGUCUAAUUAUUGCAUUCAACAUACAUGUAUUGACUUUCCGAAAAAGCAUUGCAUUUUACUAUAAUUUUAUAUAUUUAUUGUUAUAGCAAACUAUUUUACAUGUAAAUGUACUGUUAUUGUAUUGGAACCAAAUGAGUUUGAAAUAAAUCUAACAAAUGUG